Fragaria vesca subsp. vesca is the source of this 1724-nucleotide messenger RNA. Its product is annotated as secologanin synthase-like. Gene Ontology annotation, molecular function: oxidoreductase activity, acting on paired donors, with incorporation or reduction of molecular oxygen; iron ion binding; monooxygenase activity. The transcript is spliced from 5 exons. Bases 13 to 1584 code for a protein of 523 amino acids. NCBI's taxonomy places the organism in Eukaryota, Viridiplantae, Streptophyta, Magnoliopsida, Rosales, Rosaceae. The record is from RefSeq and is a predicted model, not a curated record.
GCGUCAAAUAAUAUGGAAGUAACAGCGGCUAGUUGGGUGGCACUGAGCCUUGUCUUUGUAAGCAUAGUAGUAAGGUUGGCAUGGAGCGUGCUGGACUGGGUGUGGCUCAAGCCGAAGAAGCUAGAAAGAUGUUUGAGGAAGCAAGGCUUUAAAGGCAAUUCUUACAGAAUCUUAUAUGGAGACACAAAGGAGAACGUUAUCAUGCUCAAAAAAGCAAAAUCGAAACCCAUGAACCUCUCAACCUCCCAUGACAUAGCACCUCGAGUCACUCCCCUUCUCCAUCAAACUGUGAAAACUUACGGUAAGAACUCUUUAGUAUGGAUGGGCCCUAUUCCGCAGGUGAACAUUAUGAAUCCUGAAGAUUUGAAAGACGUUUUCACAGAACUCAGCGAUUUUCAAAAGCCACAUUCAAACCCACUUGUGAAGUUUCUAGCAACUGGUCUUGUAAUCCAUGAAGGGGAGAAAUGGGCUAAACACAGAAGGAUUAUCAACCCAACAUUCCAUUUUGAGAAGCUAAAGCGUAUGUUGCCCGCAUUUUACCAGAGUUGUGAUGAGAUGAUUAAAGAAUGGGAGACCGUGGUGUCGAAAGAGAGUUCGUCACAUGAGAUUGAUGUCUGGCCUUCUCUUCAAAAUGUAACAGCAGAUGUGAUUUCUCGAACAGCAUUUGGGAGUAGCUACCAAGAAGGAAGAAAAAUAUUUGAACUUCUAAAAGAGCAAGCAGUGUAUGCAAUGAAAAGCAUACAGAGUGUUUACAUUCCAGGAUGGAGAUUUGUACCAACUAAGAUGAACAAGAGGAUGAAACAAAUUGACAAAGAAAUAAGAAAUGUACUCAUGGGGAUUAUAAGUAAAAGAGAGCAGGCCAUUGAGGUAGGUGAAGCCAUCAAAGAUGAUUUAUUAGGUGCACUGAUGGAGUCGAACUUAAAAGAGAUACGGGACCAUGGGAAGAACAACAAAGAUGUUGGGAUGAGUAUUGAAGAUGUGAUUGAGGAAUGUAAGCUUUUCUACUUUGCUGGGCAAGAGACCACUUCAGUAUUAUUGGUCUGGACAAUGGUAUUACUUUGUCAAAAUCAGAAUUGGCAACAUCUAGCAAGAGAAGAGGUUUUGCAGGUCUUUGGAAUGAACAAGCCCGAGUUUGAUGGUCUAACUCACCUAAAAGUUGUAACCAUGAUUUUACUUGAAGUUCUACGAUUAUACCCGGCAGUUGUUGUGCUUUCUCGAACCACUCAUAAGAAAACACAACUCGGGAAAUUCUCACUCCCAGCUGGAGUCGAAGUCGAGUUACCAACACUGCUCAUUCACCAUGACAAGGAACUGUGGGGUGAUGAUGCAAAAGAGUUCAGGCCAGAGAGGUUUUCGGAAGGAGUUUCCAAGGCAACAAAGGGCCAUCUUUCGUUCUUUCCUUUCGGAGCAGGUCCCCGGAUUUGCAUUGGACAAAACUUUGCCAUGAUGGAAGCGAAAUUGGCCUUGGCAUUGAUAUUGCAACACUUCACAUUUGAGCUUUCUCCAUCGUAUACCCAUGCUCCUUCUAAUCUUGUAACCCUUCAACCACAGUUUGGUGCUCCUAUUAUUUUACAUAAACGUUAACGAGUUGUGUAUGUGACGACCGGCGACAAUGUUGAUGUAUUUCAGACUUGUCUGAUGUGCAACUCUGCAUGUCAUAUAUACACUGAAAAGAAUAAUUGCACAUGUUUUGAACGGGGUGGUGAAGGUGUGAUGUAUAGUAG